Messenger RNA from Gastrolobium bilobum, 2319 nucleotides. Its product is annotated as protein FRIGIDA. The record is from RefSeq and is a predicted model, not a curated record. NCBI's taxonomy places the organism in Eukaryota, Viridiplantae, Streptophyta, Magnoliopsida, Fabales, Fabaceae. The transcript is spliced from 3 exons. The coding region runs from base 159 to 2108 and encodes 649 amino acids.
UUCCUUCCUUGCAACCAGAGAGACCAGAGUGUGAUAUGAAUUUCACUCUUCACCACAAAAUUAGGGUUUCCGCUUCAUUCGAGUCUCUUCUUCAUCGUUGAUUCGUUCAAUUCACAAAGAACUGGAACGGAAAAUUCUCUCACAUAUCUCCUUCUUUCAUGGCAACCCCAAAUACCUGUGUUGCCGAAAACCUGGCAGAAGUCCCACCGGAAAACAAACUCGACGGUGGUGCCGAAUUAUCUAAAUCGGUUAACGAACUCGCCGAUUUGUCCAUUGCUAUACAAAAUUUCAAGAGCAAGUACGAUGAAUUGCAGAAGCAUCUCGAAUUCAUCGAACAAGCCAUUGAUGCAAAGACCAAGGAGUUUGAAGUUGCAGGUGUAGCCCUAGGUUCUAGUGCAAUGCAGAACGUGUGCGCAGCCAUCGACAACGGCUCUGUUAAAUCUAACGGUGACAACGGAGUCUCUGUUAAAUCGGACGGUGACGUUAAAUCGGAUUCGAGUCCAAAACCGAAAGAGAAGCCUGAGGGCGAAGAAGAAGAAGAAGAAGAAAAAGAAACCGAGCUUGUUUUGCUUUGUAAAAGUAUGAAUAGCCGUGACCUGCGUAAGUUCAUAGUAACGCAUAUAUCCAAAACGACGAUACUUCGGGAUAAAAUCCCCGUGGCUCUGAAGAGUGCGCCAAAACCGUCGAAACUGGUGUUUGAUUCCAUUGGGAGGUUUUACUUGCAGGGUAGCAAAGCAUACACCAAAGACUCGCCCAUGAUUCGUGGAAGGCUAGCUUCGGUUCUCUCUUUGGAAUUCUAUCUGUUAUCUGGUUGCGUUGAGAGUGAAGCAGAAAUGGACCCUUCACUGAAGGAAGAAGCUGCUUCGGCAGCUAUUUCGUGGAGGAAGAGACUCAUUGUUGAGGGUGGUGUGGCCAACGCCUGCGAAAUUGAUGCCAAGGGUUUGAUUCUUUUCAUUGGUUGCUUUGGGAUACCUGGUGUUUUCAAGAACGAGGAUAUAUCAAACUUGGUUCGUUUGAGCAAUCCUAGAGAAUUCUCGCAUGCCCUUCGCCAGUCUCAGGUCCUUCCUAGGAGGGUUUCAGAUAUUGCAGAGGGAAUGAUGAAAAAGGGCAUGGUUGUUGAAGCUCUUGACUUGGCUUAUACCUUCGGUUUUGAAGAGAAAUUUUCUCCUAAGACUACACUGAAUUCAUUUCUACAGAAGUCUGAAGAAGCUUGGAAGAAAGCCAAAGAAGAAGCACGUGAUUUAUCUAGUAUGCUGAAGGAAGCAAAUAAAAAUUAUUUGGCUGCUUUGAAAUCUGUAGUCAACUGUUUGUAUGGUCACAAGAUUGACUUUGUAAAAUUUCUUCCUCGGUGGCAACUUAAGGAUACGAUUAUCAUGUUGGAGAAAGAUAUUAAGGCAGCCAACAAAAAAGUUGGAGAGUUAGUGCCUAAGAGAAAAGUAGAGAAAAACAAUUCCUCAAACAAAGUGACGAUUCCAGAGGCAAAACGAACAAGGUUCACAGAGGCAAAACAAACAAGGUUCGGUAUGAAAGAUCCAUCUGUGGCAUCACCUUCAGUUGUUACCUUGCACGAGCAAAGGAUUGCUAGUCAUAUGGAUGGCUAUAGUCCAUAUGAUGGUUCAUUGGCGGCGCAUUUGCCGGAUGCUAGAUCCUAUGGCUACCCAAAUAAUUAUCCCACUGCAUCAUCUGCACAAAUUGGAUUUGUUUCAAGGUCUUUGUCAGAAAGUUAUCUUGGAAGUACGGUGACAAGUGGGGGUAAUAUGCUUGGAGGAGCUGUAGCUGGUCCUGCUAUGUCACCUGGAAUAGGUAUCCCAACUGGUUCAUAUUCCGGGUAUCAGGGGGAUAUGAUAAAAGACAAUGUUGGGACAAUGCUGAAUAGCAACACUCAUCCGUAUAGAUGGCAUGGAAUGGGAGAAGGGGCGUUAUCUAAUGAUAGGUCAGUUGGGCAGAGUUUUGUGGGACAACCUUCAUCAGCACGAGUAAGUAAUUUAUAUGGAAAAACAUCUACAGAAGGUUUUACAGGUUUGCAGGAUCAUCUCUCUAUUGGUGUUGCUAGUCGCAGUGCAGGUUCUGAUUUGUAUGGCUUUGCCGAUGCUGUAUUCGAUACGUAGUCAUUCCGGGACAGUAAUUAUUCUCCAAAUUACUUUUGUAUUUUGAUCAGCUGGAAUCAAAUGUCAUCCUCUACAAAUUUUUACCUGCCCUUGGAAAACAAGAUACAGAUUUGUACAAUGUUAAAUUUCAUUUCUCAUAGUAUGAUCCAACUUGGGAGUUAUUUUUUUUUUUUAUAUAUGUUUACAGGAAUAGCCAUAGGAUUGACAUGCA